Messenger RNA from Lingula anatina, 2883 nucleotides. RefSeq lists its product as uncharacterized. Gene Ontology annotation, molecular function: protein binding. The record is from RefSeq and is a predicted model, not a curated record. NCBI's taxonomy places the organism in Eukaryota, Metazoa, Brachiopoda, Lingulata, Lingulida, Lingulidae.
AUUUCUUUGGGACCCCUCAAAUAACAAUACUUAAGCUUAUAGCUCUUGCACAAUUGCAUACUUCAAUCUAGAUGAUGGCGAUGAAGGUGUUUGUGGAACGGGCCAGUGUGUCAGUGCGUCUUUUUCUACUGGUUGUAACUUUAAACCUGAUCGUAGCUGGGGCGCACGGCGGAUGCCCAAGUAUUCUACCCAGCGCUUGCAAUUGUGCAACUAGGAUAGAAAACUUGCAGGAGAUCACCUCUGUGAAAUGCGUAGGGAAGGGAUUGGCGGAUACUCCACUGUUUACCUACCAGGCUAACCGCAGUGUUCACAUUCUAGAUCUCCGUAGAAAUGAGCUGACCUCCAUUGCAAAUUAUGCUUUUGAUGGGCUGUAUGGAGUGCGAAUACUGUGGCUGGACCAGAACCAAAUCUCAACCAUCGCAUCUAACGCAUUCAGCGCUAUUAGCAGCACUCUACAACAACUGCAUUUAAAUUACAACCAACUUCCGCGCAUCCCAUUGAACGGCCUGAAAGUUUUAACCAAAUUACAGAGACUGGAACUGCGAUACAAUAAAAUAGUAAAUUUAGGUCUGACGGACCUUGAAGGACUGAACGAGUUAAAGCACUUGGAUCUACAAUCUAAUGACAUCAGUGCCAUCGCUGAGGCGCAAUUUUCGAAGUUUCCAAAUUUGGGACUCUUGUCGCUCGGAGAAAACCGCAUAGCCGACCUCCCAACGCGUGCCUUUGAGGGCAUCGAAAACUUAACAUCACUAUCUUUGUCCGACAAUUUGCUCACCGAAACCCCCCUUGACACAUACGAGAGACUAAGACAACUAGAAAUAUUUGAUUUUAAUCGGAAUCGCAUAAGCGAACUUAACGUUGCUCUUUUUCAGAGACUAACGGGGUUGAGGAACAUUUAUGGAUCUGGAAACAAUCUCGAGAAAAUAGAGAGAGGAACAUUCGAUAAUCUCCACAGUCUUACUACGCUCGACCUUUCCAAUAACAGAUUUCACACACUGGCAUCUGAUACAUUCAACGGACUCGCCAUGUCAUUAGUGACUCUAAACCUUAUGAACAAUAACCUGACUGAAGACUCGGUCUUACCUGCUAUACACUCCUUGACUAACUUACAGCGACUUCUAUUGUCGGGAAACGCCUUUCAGAUCUUGGGAGCAAAUGCGUUUCAGUCACUCAGCAAACUUAAAGAACUUUUCCUUGCUCGCAAUAAUAUUCGGCGUGUAAACAACAGCGCGUUUUCUGGUCUUGAAGAAAGUCUUGAAGUUCUUCACUUAGAGCACAACCGCCUGUUGAAACUUCCGUACUUGAAAAACCUCACAAAUUUGCGAGAGUUCUACUUUGGUGGCAACGCUCUCGGAGUUAUUCCAAAGAGGGCAUUCGACGGUCUCGAGUUGACACGCCUAGAUCUCAGUCAAACGAACAUCACCUCCAAACUGGCCUCACUUCCACCGGAGGCGUUCCAAGGUCUGGAGGAAUACCUUGAAAACUUAGACUUGCAUGGGAACUUCCUGGAAACUGUUCAUCACUGUGUUUUUAGAUGGCUGAAGCGCCUGAAGAUCCUCGACAUUUCGUUCAACCCCUUGUCGUGUGACUGUAGAAUGCUGUGGCUGCAUUUUACAUUCCGAGACGUGACGUACAACAGAGCGAGGUGUGACCGGUCAGCGAACAAGGGUGAAAGUUGGGAAGAGUCAAGUGCCGUCGAGUCUUUUACAGUCUCCGGAUGCUCGUCAGACGAAAUCGCCAAUUGCACUGACCCGCCGGUCCCUAGCUCUACAAAUACCCCCACUAGCCAGCCGCCCCCUGGGGACCAGCCAAGGCAACUGACCGCUGACAAGGAUACGGUUGUAGUUAUUGUGUUGGUCUGCGUCUGUGGACUGGCUCUGCUGGCAGUGAUCGUGGGGUUCAUAUGCAGUUGUUCUCAGAGACGACGCGUUCUCAAAAACGACUUUCCAAUGUCUGAUACAUCUUCAACCGUGUACAGCACUUCUUCAGUUUUCAAGCGUUAAUUAAGUGUUCAUUUGAGAGAUUUUCGUUAGCGUCACAGACAAAGUGUAAAUGAAGGUGACUUGUUCAACUCAAAGGACAGCUCUCCCAGGGUGAUGUUGUAAUUAGUAGACUUUACUUUUCUAUAGACAAAACGUAAGUGGUGGUGCGUUAUGACCAACUAGACAGACAUAUAAACGUUCAAAAUAAAAGAAACAGUGACAUCGAAACUACCUAAAAUUUACAGAUUGAAGUAGGCCCUACACAUUGAUGCAAUAUAACAUAGGCCAAAGCUUAAUAGCAUAAUCACUACCAUUCUUAAUUAUGCACUAUUACAUGUAAUAGUGUGGACAAUGAAAAAAAUGUUACUGGCAUAAUGCUUUAAAGCCACACAGGUAAAAUGCCAAUCUGUGAAGAAUGAAAAAUAAAUGACAAAAAAUUUUGCCAGUGUCUUCAACAAGAAUAGCCUAGUUUUCGAACUGCUCAAGUGUGGACAAUCAUUUCAUUUAUUCAAAGCUCACAGGAGAGCUCUCAAACUUUCGUGUUACAUAUAUAACAUACUGUGUAAUUAGUGGACACAGGAGUGACACAAGCUAAGUGGCGGAUUUUCGUCAGCGCUACAGAUAAAGUGUAAAUGAAAGUGACUUGUUCAGCUCUCCCAGGGUUGUGUUAUAAUUAGUACAAAUUGUUUCUGUGGAAAAAAGGUAUAUAUCCAAGAAACUACAGUUUAUUGCAGAGGUAAUACACAGCGACCGAAGACUUCUCGGGAUGUCUUAAAAGAAAUCAAUGAUUAAAUGUAAAGAUUGCUUUUUAUGGAUACAUGUAGAUAUACGCGUUUCUUGUAAGGUACAUGUAUAAAGAGCGCUUUUUUGGAGACUUUAAAACAUUGUAUCAAAACCAUAU